AACGCCCUAGUGAUAUUAUAAGCUUCAUUGGCACUUUAAUUGCGUCAAAAUACAGCCUAUUUACAAACUAUACUUUACAAAUACGCCGGCUAUAUUAGAGGCGUAACAUUUCAAAACAAAGCACUGAAAAACACAUUCCGAUAGCCACCGCCCAGUACAGACGUAUCAAAAUGAAAUCGUUCAUCGAAUAUUCUCCGAGCACUGAUUUUCCUAUCGAAAAUCUCCCUUAUGGAGUCUUCACUUCACCUAACAAUAGCGAGAAACACAUUGGAGUGGCAAUCGGGGACUUAAUUCUUGAUUUGAACGUGAUCUCUCAUCUGUUUGACGGGCCCCUGCUGAAAUCGAAACAGAAUGUUUUUAAGGAAGAAAAGCUCAACGCGUUCAUGGGUCUCACUCGGCCGCACUGGUUGGAAGCGAGGGCCACGCUGCAGAGGCUCCUAGACGCUUCCAAUCCCACUCUACAAAACGACAAAGAAUUGAGAAAAAAGGCAUUUGUAAAGCAGAGCGAUGCACAAAUGCACGUGCCGGCUGAGAUUGGAGACUACACGGAUUUCUUCUCGCCACUAUACCAUGCCACCAACUGUGGGAUCAUGUUUUUGGGGACAGAUAUCAACGCCUUUAAAAACUGGAAGCAUCUGCCAAUUGGUUACCACGGUCGCAGCAGUUCUAUUGUAAUAUCUGGAACACCUAUCACAAGACCUUACGGACAGACCGUACCUGCACAAAGCUCUAUCCCUCAAUUCGGACCCUGUCGCCUGAUGGACUUCGAGUUGGAGAUGGCAGCGUUCGUAGGCGGACCUCCCACUGCCCUCGGAGAGAGGAUCGCGGCUAAGGACGCUGAGGAUCGCAUCUUUGGUCUCGUACUCCUGAACGAUUGGAGUGCUCGCGACAUCCAGAAAUUUGAAUACGUGCCUCUCGGUCCCUUCACAUCCAAGAAUUUGGGUACAACAAUAUCGCCCUGGAUAGUGACCAUUGAAGCUUUAAGACCCUACAUCGUGGACAACUUCCCACAAGACCCAACACCCUUCCCAUACUUGAGACAUGAUGAUAAGUUCAACUUCGAUAUCAAGCUAGAGGCUGAUUUGAAACCGGAAAAUUCCUCUGAAGCCACCACGAUCAGCCGGACUAACUACAGCUACAUGUACUGGACGGUGAAGCAGCAGCUCGCGCAGCAGACCGUCACCGGCUGCAACCUGAGACCUGGAGACCUGCUCGGCUCCGGCACCAUCAGUGGAGAGAGGCCAGAUUCCCUUGGCUGCAUGUUAGAACUCUCAUGGAAUGGGACCAAGCCUCUCCGUCUGCAAUCUGGUGAAGAGAGGAAGAUCCUUGAAGAUGGAGAUACGGUGACUCUUCGCGGGUACUGUAUAAAUGAUAACGGCGUGAGGAUCGGCUUCGGGAAAUGCGAAGGAAAACUUCUGCCUGCUGUACCUUUAGAUUAAUCAAUUUUAAUAAGACAAAAAGUCAGUAACCAUUUAAUAUACCUCCGAAUAUAUUGAUGAUCAAAUUAUAA
Molecule: messenger RNA, 1510 nt
Organism: Helicoverpa zea (corn earworm)
Lineage: Eukaryota; Metazoa; Arthropoda; Insecta; Lepidoptera; Noctuidae
Product: fumarylacetoacetase-like
Exons: 9
Coding region: 171-1439 (422 amino acids)
Biological process (GO): L-tyrosine catabolic process; homogentisate catabolic process; L-phenylalanine catabolic process
Molecular function (GO): fumarylacetoacetase activity
Source: RefSeq, a predicted model, not a curated record